AGAGGAGGGAAUCAAAAGAAUUUGGUUCACCUCUUCUUCUCUAUUUCUCUUUCAUCUGGAUUCGUUGCUCUACUUUGCACACUUUUGAUUGAUUGAUUGAUUGAUUGCCUUGAAAUUAAGUAUUUGAAUCUUCUUCUUCUCGGUAUUUGCAGAAAACAGAACCCUAAAUAUCAUGGUGGAUAUUGAGUUUUGAAGAAAGAGAAGGAAGUAUGUCUUUGAGAAUAAAAAGUGUGGUUGAUAAGUUUGUGAAAGAACUACAAGAAGCACUAGAUGCAGAUAUAAAAGAUAGAGUUAUGAAAGAAAGAGAGAUGCAAAGUUAUAUAGAAGAAAGAGAGAGAGAAGUUGCUGAAAGAGAAGCUGCUUGGAAAGCUGAAUUAUCUCGUCGUGAGGCUGAGAUUGCCCGACAAGAGGCAAGACUGAAAAUGGAAAAGGAAAACCUAGAGAAAGAGAAGAGUGUACUAAUGGGCACUGCAUCAAAUCAAGAUAACCAGGAUGGAGCUCUAGAAAUCACAGUCAGUGGUGAGAAGUACCGCUGCCUCAGGUUCGCUAAGGCAAAGAAAUGAGGAGUUGGCUCAAAUAACAUGCAACGACAAAAGAGUGGAACUUCAAAUCUCUCAUAGAAGUAUUAUAUUAUUAGCUUGUUUAAUAACUACAGGAUGCUAUGGAUAUUAGGGAAGAUAAAAGAUUCAAAGAAGUUUAGUUUAUAGACAGUGUCAUUUCAUUAUUUGUUGGAUCUUUAAAAUAAAAAUGUAUGUAGUUUGUUCUGUUACUAUUUAUAGGUUGAUGGAUGUGAGAAGACAAUUUCGCUACUGUGAAACGGUACAACCAAAGAACAUAUUUUUCCC
Molecule: messenger RNA, 845 nt
Organism: Papaver somniferum (opium poppy)
Lineage: Eukaryota; Viridiplantae; Streptophyta; Magnoliopsida; Ranunculales; Papaveraceae
Exons: 2
Coding region: 210-563 (117 amino acids)
Source: RefSeq, a predicted model, not a curated record